Messenger RNA from Octopus sinensis (East Asian common octopus), 1945 nucleotides. Its product is annotated as cytosolic Fe-S cluster assembly factor narfl. Lineage: Eukaryota; Metazoa; Mollusca; Cephalopoda; Octopoda; Octopodidae. The coding region runs from base 83 to 1543 and encodes 486 amino acids. Gene Ontology annotation, cellular component: cytosolic [4Fe-4S] assembly targeting complex. Gene Ontology annotation, biological process: iron-sulfur cluster assembly. The record is from RefSeq and is a predicted model, not a curated record. Gene Ontology annotation, molecular function: 4 iron, 4 sulfur cluster binding. The transcript is spliced from 9 exons.
AAGCGUCGUUAUCGCCGUCCCACACUGCUCCUCCGCACUGAAUAGCUCGCCUAUUUCUCAUUGGCUAUUAUUUAUACGCGACAUGGCGGCUGGCGUAGGAAAUCACUUUAGCGGAGCUGUUCUCCUCACCAACCUAGACGACUUUAUCACACCUUCACAGCAAUGUGUAAAACCUUUGAAUAUUGAGAAAAAGACUGGCAAAGUUGGUAAGAUCAAGAUUGAAGAUGAUGGAAGCUACUACGAAGUUAGCACGUCAGGUGAAGCUAAUAAAUUGAAGAAAGCAAAAAUCACAUUGAAUGAUUGCCUUGCCUGCAGUGGAUGUAUCACCUCAGCAGAAAGUGUACUCAUCUCACAGCAAAGUUCUGAGGAAUUAUACAAAGUCUUGGAGCAGAAUUCUGCCAUUCAAAAGGGAGAACAAUCUGCUAACGAGAAACUCGUUAUCGUCUCAAUAUCACCACAAUCUCGAGCUUCAUUGGCAGCAAACUAUAAACUUUCUUUGGAAGACACCGCUAAGAAAUUAACAGCCUUUUUCAAAGGUUUAGGUGUUGCUUACAUCCUUGACACAACAUUUUCAAGAAAUUUCAGUUUAAUUGAGAGUGCUCAAGAAUUCCUUCAUCGCUACAAGACUGCCAACAUCAAACAAAGUCCAUUCCCCAUGUUGACCUCAGCUUGUCCAGGAUGGAUCUGCUAUGCCGAAAAAACCCACGGAUCAUUUAUUCUCCCUUAUAUCAGCACAACAAAAUCUCCACAGCAAAUCAUGGGAUCCUAUGUGAAAGACUUGUUUGCCAACCUACACGGCAAGAGGCCCAGUGAUGUCUACCAUGUCACCGUGAUGCCAUGCUAUGAUAAAAAGCUGGAAGCUUCACGCCAAGACUUCUACAAUGACCUCUACAGCACCAGAGAUGUUGAUUGUGUUAUCAGCACUGAUGAAGUAGAUAAAAUGUUCCUGAAGGAGAAUGUGUUGUUAGCAGAGAUACCAUCAAUGGAACUUGAUCCUAUAUGUCCUGGUGAUGCCCCGCACGAGUUAGUUACCCAUGCAGGAGGUGGGUCUGGAGGUUUUCUCAACUAUAUACUCAGAAUGGCUUCCAAAGACUUGUUUGGCAAAGAUCUCGAGGAACUGGAAUUAAAAACAUUACGAAACAACGACUCUAAAGAAAUCACAGUAACUUCAGAAGAUGGGAAAGAACUGAAGUUUGCCAUUGCUUAUGGAUUCCGAAACAUCCAAAAUAUUGUCCAGAAGAUUAAGCGAGGCAAGUGCCCAUACCAUUUUGUAGAAAUUAUGGCCUGUCCCUCUGGCUGUAACAAUGGUGGGGGGCAAAUCCGAGCUGCCUCCGCCACACAAGAAAUGGCAAAGAGCACAUUCUUACAAGUUGAAGAACUUUACAACUCUAUUGACCUGAUUGAACCCACAGAGGUUGAAGAUGUUCAGAAACUGUACACUGAGUGGCUUGGAGGGCACGACUCCGAGAAAUGCGCCUCCAUGCUUCACACCCAGUACCACCAUAUAGAAAAAAAUACAAAUGUUUUAAAUCUUAAAUGGUAGAAAAUGUUUCAACUAUAAAAUAAAUUAAUUAAUGUUUUAAUUAUUUAAUCAGAUUUGGUCGGGUGGAUAUAGUUGAUUAACUUGAUCCCAGUGCUUGAUUGGUAUUUUAUUUUAUCAAUCCUUGAAGAAUGUAAGUGGGAUUUGAACUCAGAAUGUGAAGAGCCUUAACGAAUGCUUUAAUACAUUUUGUCUGACACGCUAACGAUUCUACCAAUUUACAGUCCUUAAUGAUAUAUUCUAACAUGGGCACAAGGCUACAAAUUUGGAGGGACAGCUUAAUUGAUUAAAUUAACCCUGACUUCACAACUGGUACUUUAUAUUAUUAAUUCUGGGACCUUUGGAAAUAUGCUGUGCUUGAGAAGACUUGGCAAGCUCAAGUGAGACCAUAACCUUGUGGCCUAU